GACAAGCCUAAUACCUAGAAGGUAUUGGUACAAGUAGAAGAAAUAUGGAAAAGCUUUGGAAUUUUUAAAGUAUCUAUCUUUCAAACACAGCGCUUUGCAAAGAACCAAGUGCAUUCUACAUGCCACCGGAUACAGACACCUAUAUACGACAUCGCCUUGAAGCGUGGGGACUUUAGACUUUAUUCAACAAGGGGUAUUUGAUGGUAGAAAAUCGGCGCCCUUCAUUAGUAGAUACUAUUAUUUCUUUCGCGAUGGUUGGAUAUUUCUUGUGCGUCGGAGUUCUGUGUGUGUUAAUUGUUUGAAAAUAAAUUUCCCCUGAAAAUACUUAGUGUCAUUUUAAUCAAACAAUUAAAAAUAAAUAAAAUUGAGCCAUUCAAAUUAUUAUUUAAAAAGUGUGCAUAUGCAAUAGGCUAUCAUAACUGAAAUCUUGCUAAAAAAAAUAAAAAAAAAUCGUAUUCAGUGAGUGACACAAAAAAAAGGAAAUUUGAAUGCAUAACUCGGUUGCUCUCGAUCUCACGAUCGUUAGCUGAAGAAAUUCGUUGAUAACCUCAGUUCCAAAUGAAAAUGGAAGAUCCGAACCUAGCUGAACAAUACGUACAAGAAUUUGUCCUUGAUCAUUUAGAGGACACUACGUCAGGGGCCAUUGGAGUUAAACGCGAGGACCAAAGUCCUCCAACCGCCGCAGCAAAAGUCACUUGGAAUACUGUCCAAGAGGAAGAAGAUACACCCAUUCCAAAAAUGAGAGCCUUUUCAAGUGGACUUCCUACUACUGGUCACGUUUGGCACCAUGAAGAUCGAAGAUUUCAAGCCCUUUCACCACCUCCAGAACUAUACACACACGGACCAAUUGCAAGUCAAGCAAUUGUUGUAAGUGCGGCAGUACCAGGAGUACCCUCUACCCCACCUGAAACGCCACCAAUUAUUGGAUCACCUGCUGGUAGUACCUGUGCCCAAGGAUAUCCCCCAAAUCACUAUGUGCAUAGGCCCCCCACCACGACGGGCUUGGCACAAGAAAUGAUGUGGCUUCCACAGUCAAUGCGAACCGAACCACAGCCUCUCGAUCUACGACCGCUUAAUUGUUCACUUCAAGAAGAAGAAUGGGAAAGGCAACGUGACUAUAUGCAUGUGACGUCGGUAUCGAAUGGUCACAUUAUACCAACGCAUCAUUUUCAGCAACUAGAACAUCUUACACCUAUCAAUAUGCACACCCCCUAUCAUAACAGCACAACUCAACACAAUCGACCAAUGUCGGUUAGCUCCACGAGAUCGUCAACGGCUACUCCAAGAACUUGCUCUGGACAGUAUAGCACAUCAAGCAAUGCCGGUGGCGAUGAAUAUAUCAAUGACGAUUUGCUUACCACUCUUACAGUACGUGAACUCAAUAAACGACUGCAUGGAUGUCCUCGCGAAGAAGUUGUCAGACUGAAACAAAAGCGAAGAACUCUUAAAAACCGCGGAUAUGCACAAAACUGCCGAUCGAAAAGAUUACAACAACGUCAUGAGCUUGAAAAAAUGAAUCGACAGCUCGCAAAUGAGUUACAAAGACUCAAAUCGGAAUUAUCCCGUGUAUGUCAAGAAAGAGAUCAAUUAAAACAGCGAUUGCAGGUACGCCAGCCAGCACAAGCCGCUGGUCAACAACAGGAUCUCCACUCCGACGGCCAUAGUUCACCGGAAUUCUACCUCUGACGCCAGAUUGGUGUUCCUAACCAUCAAUGGUCGAAAUAUCAGCAGCAGCAACUGUAGCGAGGAACAUUAACAAAUCAGUUUAAUGUUAAGUAAUGUCGCAUUAUAUUGUCAAAGAGGAUGGUAAUUUUUUUCAAAAAAAAAAAAAAAUCUUUAAAUUAUUUUUUUUUCCUAUAAAAUCGGGACAAUAAAUUAAUUGUAGAAAUACUUAAAAAAAAAGAACGUAUACAACGACUUGCUUAAACGUAACAAGUCUCUUUUAUUUCUUUUAAAAAGGAACGUAACAAAUAAAUCAAUUUGAAACUCUCAGUUUGGAUGUAUUUUUAAUUUUUUUUAUUGAAAAUCAAAAAAAAAAAAAAACACAAAAAAUACAAGAUUAAAUUUAUAGUUAAGGCUGCAACAUGAUAAUCAAUGUCAAUCGUUAUCAAAUAAUAAAUACACAUUGUAUUCAAUUCAAAUCACACGCUUCAUUUGUUGAUUAGUUUUAGUAUUACCUAUAUACAUAUAUAUAGAUGAUUUGUAAUUGCAAAUCCCUCAGAUAACAUGAACAGGUCUUUUAAAUUUUUUAUUUUUUUUUAAAUAGGAAAAAUGCAAAUCUGAAUAUUUUUGAGGAUUGCACAAGAAUUUUACCUAAAUAACUUUGUUUUUAAUUUUAGUUUAAAAAAUCCUUUAAGUUUAAAACUUUUGAUAACAGUAAGGUUGUGUUUAAAUUUAUAAAAUGUCCAUUAAAAUUUAUGUGAAGUAUUAAAAAACUUUAAUUUAAAAGUUGUGUCAAAACUGUGUUUUUUUCAACGCAGCAACUCUUAAACCUAUAAGAAUCGAUUGUAAAAUAAAGUAGAGGGAUUAAUUCCGUAGAACACACUAUAAGACUUGUGAAAAUGUGUAAAUACCUAUGUGAAUUACGAGUAUAAACAAUAUUAUUGAUUAUAGACACUAUUAUCAACUGUUAAGUUAAAUAAAAACACAUUAUAUUGAA
This is a messenger RNA of Episyrphus balteatus (marmalade hoverfly), 2659 nucleotides long. RefSeq names its product transcription factor MafB (gene tj). The record is from RefSeq and is a predicted model, not a curated record. Gene Ontology annotation, molecular function: DNA-binding transcription factor activity, RNA polymerase II-specific; RNA polymerase II cis-regulatory region sequence-specific DNA binding. The transcript has a single exon. Lineage: Eukaryota; Metazoa; Arthropoda; Insecta; Diptera; Syrphidae. Bases 559 to 1686 code for a protein of 375 amino acids. Gene Ontology annotation, cellular component: nucleus. Gene Ontology annotation, biological process: regulation of transcription by RNA polymerase II.